AUGGUUGAUCGUAAGGGCUUUUUCUUUCAUGUUCACUACUUCUUCUGGAAUCCAAUAUCAGGUGCCCGAGUGACGCUUCCCUCAUCAAAAUACUACUGCGAAUGUGUGGAAGGCUGCACCACUGUCAAGUUAGUUGCCUCUUCAGGACCAACAGGAAAUGGGGAAAGAAGCCAACAUCAACAACAACCACCACCACCACCACCCUGUUUUGUGGUGAGACUUUGCUCAACGGGUCGUUUGGAAUUUUGCAUGAUAAACGACAUAUCAUGGACCUCAAUUGAUGAGGAGGAGGAGCUUCUUUUUUACGAUGUAGUUAUAAUGCAUGGGAAAAUAUAUGCUACGACACGGGUGGCAUUAAGGUUGUUUCACAUAAUAAUCCAAGAAGAUGCCAAUGGCAGCAAUGGCAGCCAACCCAGCCAUAGGGUUGAAAAGUUGGUUUUGCUUCGUCCCUGGCCACCUCCCUGUCUUUUCCUAGCUAAUUAUAGAGAAAGGGUGAUAAGAAGCGGACAAGUAAUCCAGCGUCUCACUGACACCGGAUACAUUUCCCUAGCACAAGAUUCUGCAUCAGUGGAGUUGUUUAUGAUUGUUCGUGAGGCAAGUUAUGUUACCGGUCCGUUCAAUCUCUUUCCUCGGAUCACCUUUCAUAAUUACGUAAAUCCACCUAAGACUAAAGGAUUUCGAGUGUUGAAACUAGAGUUCAAUAACACUCCGCCAUGGGUAGAGGUUGUUGACCUUGGUGACCGGACGUUGUUUGUGAGCGAGAUUGGCAACCAAUUCAUCUCUACUACCACUACCAACAAUAUUAAUGGUAACCAUGGUCGUGAAUCACCAUCAAGCAAACAUGAUUUCGGAGUCUUCUCCUUGACAGACAAGACCAUUAGACGUUUUGAUUUCUCCCAGAGUUUUUCUAGCGACCGAUCUUCUAUCCGACCUGUUUGGUUCACACCAAAUCCUUAG
Prunus armeniaca (apricot) is the source of this 957-nucleotide messenger RNA. The record is from the annotation of a GenBank genome assembly. Lineage: Eukaryota; Viridiplantae; Streptophyta; Magnoliopsida; Rosales; Rosaceae.